AUGGGUAUCAAAGGCCUCACCAGUCUGCUAGUGGAGCAUGCUCCCAAAGCCAUCACAGAGCAUGAGAUCAAGACCCUGUUCGGGCGCAAGGUCGCAGUCGACGCGUCCAUGUCUAUUUACCAAUUCCUCAUCGCGGUGCGGCAAAAGGACGGAGAGAUGUUGACGAACGAUGCGGGCGAGACAACUAGUCACCUCAUGGGAUUCUUCUACCGUACCAUUCGUAUGGUAGAGAACGGGAUCAAACCUCUCUAUGUAUUUGAUGGAAAGCCUCCAGAGCUGAAAGCCGGCGUUUUGUCCAAACGAUUGGCACGCAGGGAAGAGGCAAAGGAGGGGGCGAAGAAGCGAAAGAGACAGGUUCGUACUGCCGAGGACGUCGAUCGCUUCGCGCGGCGGACAGUAAAGGUCACACGCGAACACAACGAGGAGUGCAGGAGGUUGUUGGGACUCAUGGGUAUUCCAAUUGUUAUAGCGCCGUCAGAAGCAGAAGCACAAUGUGCAGAACUGGCUCGUGGCGGAAUAGUGUACGCUGCUGGUUCAGAGGACAUGGACACCCUUACCUUCAGCGCUCCCGUCCUGCUGCGUCAUCUCACCUUCUCCGAGGCGCGGAAAACGCCUAUCAGCGAGAUCAACCUGGACAAGGCUCUCGAAGGGCUCGAGAUGAACAUGUCACAAUUUAUAGAGCUAUGUAUCCUUUUGGGUUGUGACUACCUCGAACCGAUCAAAGGCAUCGGCCCCAAGUCCGCGUUGAAGCUGAUCAGAGAGCAUGGCAACCUAGGAGCUGUCAUCGAGCAUCUGAAAGAGAAAACAGCUGCAAAGGAAGAUACCGCAAAGGACGACGAUGGCAAGAAGAAGAAAGGAGGCAUUGUGAUCCCCGAGGAGUGGCCAUGGGAACAGGCGAAAAAGUUCUUCGAGCACCCAGACGUGACGCCAGCGAAAGACCUCGAGGUUGAGUGGAAGAGCCCAGAUGUGGAGGGGCUUGUGCAAUUCCUGGUGAAUGAGAAGGGGUUCAAUGAGGACCGCGUUCGCAAGGGAGCUGAGAAGUUGUCAAAAUUCUUGAAUGCGAAGCAACAAGGGCGACUCGAUGGGUUCUUCACUGCUAAGCCUAAGACAUCACCUAAGAAGGGCAAGGACGAGGAGAAAGGCAAAAAGGGAACGAAGCGAAAGGCCGACGACAAAGACAAGAAGGUCGCAGGGACAAGCAAGAAGACCAAAACCAAGAAGUAG
Fomitopsis serialis is the source of this 1224-nucleotide messenger RNA. Its product is annotated as PIN domain-like protein. Gene Ontology annotation, molecular function: 5'-flap endonuclease activity; DNA binding; 5'-3' exonuclease activity. The record is from RefSeq and is a predicted model, not a curated record. Lineage: Eukaryota; Fungi; Basidiomycota; Agaricomycetes; Polyporales; Fomitopsidaceae. The transcript has 12 exons. Gene Ontology annotation, cellular component: cytoplasm; nucleus. The coding region runs from base 1 to 1224 and encodes 407 amino acids.